ACCCCAUUGACGCUUUAUCAGGCUCGCGAAAAAAGUCUGACCAAUCACUUCGCUCGGAGCGCACACCAUAGCAGCCCGGCUCUACUUCGUUGGCGAGCGAGUAGAGAGGAGUACCGUAAAGAGGGGAGUAAAGCACAUUUCUAUUGUACAUGUUUUCCUUUUAAUGAACAGUACGUUAUAUAAUGUCCGAGAAUGUCAAUUUCUGGAACUCUAAGCAACUACUAUGUCGAUUCUAUUAUAAGUCAUGAAGGAGAAGAUCCGAACGCGUCCCGCUUCUCCCAUGUACAGUACUCCAGCACUAGACAACCGGGACCCGGCGAGCAUCCGGAGUUCCCCUCUUGUAGCUUCCAGCCCAAGCCUUCAGUGUUCAGUUCGUCAUGGAGUCCAUUCAGUUCCCACGCGUCCAAUGGCCUACCAGCAGUCUACCAUCCGUACAUACCGACGCAGCCAGUGCCUUCAACGGAUACUCGAUACCUCCGCACAUGGCUUGACUGUGCUCCGAGAGCAGAGCCUCUGCCCGGGCAAGGACAGGUCAAGAUGGAGCCGCUCCUGGGACAUCUCGGGGAACCACCGAAACUAGUCGGGCAGCAUGAGUAUAUCUUGGAGUCCUCUACAGCACGGGAGAUGAAUUCUGGUCACAGCGCUGGGUUUGAAGACAAUAAGGACAUAUGCGAAGGCAGCGAGGACAAAGAGGGACCGGAUCAAAAGGACCCAUCUGCCAACUGGUUACACGCUCGAUCAUCCCGGAAGAAGCGAUGUCCAUACACGAAAUAUCAGACCUUGGAGCUAGAGAAGGAAUUUCUGUUCAAUAUGUACCUUACCCGAGACCGGAGACACGAGGUAGCUCGCCAGCUGAACUUGACAGAGCGACAAGUAAAAAUAUGGUUUCAAAACAGAAGGAUGAAAAUGAAGAAAAUGAAUAAGGACCAGCCCAAAGAAUAAUAACGCAGACUGGUGCCAGGCGUUCAAGCAGUUUACAAAAAGUAUUUUAAAUCUGGAAGCUGAUGCAAGAAUGUUUUACUGCAUCAAAAAGGAAACGCACACGCACACGCGCACUCACACACUAUUUUCUGUAGGACUGGACAGUGUUAAGCAUAUACAGUAUAAGGAAGAGGUGAGAUGAUGCAGAGGAGGGGGAAACCGUCUUGCCAUCUCUCCCUUCUGUUAUUGCAUUUUAUGACUUGAGUGAAAGAAACACUUCACCAGGAAAUAAACAGGUGAUAAGGAACUGUUUCAACAGGCUAAGAACAGCUGAAAUAUUGUGCUUUUUUAUAAAGUUGCUCUCUAUAAUUCUGCAUUUUUCAUCAUUCCUUUUGUCAUAGACGUGUGCUGAUAUAAAAUGUAUUUAACAAAACAUAAGACUCAUUCAAUAUACAAGGGAAGUUUUGCUUAUCUGUAAAGCAUGUUCACGUAUUUGCUAAAGACGUGAGCUCUUUUUUACAAAAUUAUUAUUAUUAUUAUUAUAGCGGAAUAUUAACAGCCUUUAGUUCG
Molecule: messenger RNA, 1491 nt
Organism: Sinocyclocheilus rhinocerous
Lineage: Eukaryota; Metazoa; Chordata; Actinopteri; Cypriniformes; Cyprinidae
Product: homeobox protein Hox-B9a-like
Exons: 2
Coding region: 193-942 (249 amino acids)
Biological process (GO): regulation of transcription by RNA polymerase II; anterior/posterior pattern specification; DNA-templated transcription
Cellular component (GO): nucleus
Molecular function (GO): RNA polymerase II cis-regulatory region sequence-specific DNA binding; DNA-binding transcription factor activity, RNA polymerase II-specific
Source: RefSeq, a predicted model, not a curated record